UCUCCCCAUAGCUGCUACUACCCUUCAGAAUGGCAAACAGAGGACCUGCCUAUGGCUUGAGCCGGGAAGUGCAGCAGAAGAUCGAGAAACAGUAUGACCCAGAUCUGGAGCAGAUCCUGAUCCAGUGGAUCACCUCCCAGUGCCGCAAGGAUGUGGGCCGGCCUCAGCCUGGCCGGGAGAACUUCCAGAACUGGCUCAAGGACGGAACGGUGCUUUGUGAGCUCAUUAAUGGAUUGUACCCUGAGGGCCAGGCCCCAGUAAAGAAGAUCCAGGCCUCCACCAUGGCCUUCAAGCAGAUGGAGCAGAUCUCUCAGUUUCUACAAGCAGCUGAGCGCUAUGGCAUCAACACCACUGACAUCUUCCAGACUGUGGACCUCUGGGAAGGGAAGAACAUGGCCUGUGUACAGAGGACGCUGAUGAAUCUGGGUGGACUGGCGGUAGCCCGAGAUGAUGGCCUCUUUUCUGGGGAUCCCAACUGGUUCCCUAAGAAAUCCAAGGAGAACCCACGGAACUUUUCAGACAACCAGCUGCAAGAGGGCAAGAAUGUGAUAGGGUUGCAGAUGGGCACCAACCGUGGGGCAUCUCAAGCAGGCAUGACCGGCUAUGGGAUGCCACGCCAGAUUCUCUGAUCCUGCCCGGCCCCCUGUCCUACCCUCCCGUGAAUGGUUAAUAUAUAUAAAUAUUUUUUUUAGCAGUGAUAUUCCCUGAGAGCCCCAGAGCCCUCAAAGCUCCCCUUGCCAGUUUUGGGUACAGACUGGCCAGGCCUGUCUCCUCUGGAGGUGUCCCCUGGUGGCCUCUCUUCAUUUUUACUAAUACAUUCCC
Messenger RNA from Elephantulus edwardii (Cape elephant shrew), 822 nucleotides. RefSeq names its product transgelin 2 (gene TAGLN2). The transcript is spliced from 4 exons. Gene Ontology annotation, molecular function: protein binding. Bases 30 to 629 code for a protein of 199 amino acids. NCBI's taxonomy places the organism in Eukaryota, Metazoa, Chordata, Mammalia, Macroscelidea, Macroscelididae. The record is from RefSeq and is a predicted model, not a curated record.